AUGUCAUAAAAUAAAAAUAAUAAAGUUCCUUUUUUUUCACUUUACAGAUUAGCAUCUAAAUAAGAUAUUAUAUUUAUCUUUAUUGGUACAAUCUCAGCAGUUGGAAAUGGAGUUAUGCAACCUCUUUUUGGAUAACUAUUUGGAGAAAUGGCUCAGAAAUUUACACCUGAAAAUACUCCUGACUAAGUUUUUGAAGGAAGUGCUGUAUUAGCUGGAUAUUUCAUUCUUGUUGGAGUUUUAUCGUUUUUUCUGUCGUGCAGCAUGCUUUACUGUUGGAUAAAUGUAGGAGAAAAAUAAGCUAUUAAUAUAAGAUAUAGCUAUUUUAAGAGCAUGAUAUAGCAAGAUAUAAGCUAUUUUGAUAGCAUCAAUUCAAAUGAGUUAUCUUCAAAAGUUGCUUUGGAUUGCUUUAAAAUUUAACAAGCAAUUGGUGAAAAACUUUGCAUGUAUAUUUAUACUCUCAGUAUGCUAGCUGGGAGCUUAAUUAUUUCUUUUAUCAGAGGCUGGUAGAUUGCCCUUGUUUCUUGCAUUAUUAUUCCUAUUGUAUGGUAUACUUGCAAAUUCUUAACUUGGGUUUCAAGCGGUGUAGUAAAAAAGACUAGUUAAGAGUACUAAUAGGCAGGAGGUGUUGCGGAGUAAGCACUCAGUUCUAUUAGAACGAUAAAAAGUUUGAACGGAGAAUAAUUUGAAGCAGAUAAAUUUUCAUCUUUAAUCACUAAAGCUUAUAAAGUAUCUAUCAAAUAUAGUAUAUUCACUGGUAUUGCUUAUGGUAUUUAAAAUAUGAUGCUUUUUUUUGACUUUUCUUUGACUUUCUGGGUGGGAUCAAUUUUUAUUGAAAAGGGUAUUACCAACUAAAACAUGUAGAGAGAUUAUUUGUUUUCAGAUAUAAUAGUUGUCUUUUUAUCUAUUGUCCUUACUAGUUUUAGAUUAGGAGGAGCUACUGAUUCUGUUAAUUAUUUCUAAGAAGCUUAAGUAUCUGGAUUCGAAGUUUUUUCUAUCAUAGAAAAGAAACCAGUAAUUUAAUAGAAUGAAAGCGCAAUCAAAUUUACUGAUUAAGUUUAAGAUGGGAAAAUUUAGUUUGAAAAUGUUAGGUUUGCUUACCCAAGCAGAAAUGGAAUUGAGGUUUUCAAAGGUUUAAAUUUUUAGCUUUAAGCUAAAAAGAAGACGGCUUUUGUUGGAAAAUCUGGAUGCGGAAAAUCUACGAUCAUAUAGCUAAUAGAGAGAUUUUAUGAUCCAACUGAAGGAAGUAUUUAUAUUGAUGGAGUAAACAUCAAAGAUAUGCAAUUAAACUCUCUUAGACUUGCAAUUGGUUAUGUCUCUUAGGAACCUAUUUUGUUUGCAACAACUAUAAGAGAAAAUUUAAGAUAUUCGAAACCUGAUGCUACUGAAGAAGAAAUGAUUGAGGCUCUAAAAAAGGCAAAUGUAUGGUCUUUUAUAGAAAAUUAAGAACAUAAAUUGGAUACAUUUGUUGGAUAAAAUGGAACUUAACUAUCUGGUGGCUAAAAGUAAAGAAUUUGCAUAGCAAGAGCAAUUCUAAAAAAGCCAAAAAUACUUUUAUUGGAUGAAGCAACAAGUGCAUUAGACACUAAAAACGAAGCCUUAAUAUAAUUAACAUUGGAUGAGGUAACUUAAGGUAUUACUACUGUAAUCAUAGCGCAUAGAUUAUCAACAAUUUAAAGUGCUGAUGAAAUUAUUGUUAUUGAUGACGGUCAAAUUAUGGAGAGAGGUUCUCACUAAGAACUAAUGGAAAAAAAUGGAUUUUAUUUUGAAUUUGUAAAAAAAUAAUAGAAGACUGAACAAAACAAUGAAAAUAAUAAUACUUUAUUAGAAACUGAUAGAAAAUUAAAUCAAGCUGAAGAAUUCAUAAAUAUUGAUUUAAAUAAAUAAACUUCAUUACUUUUUACAAACAAUAUCUUAGUUUAAAAUUUAAAUGGCACUAGUUAUAAAGAUCUUCCAACAACUUAAAGAUAGAUGUCAAGUAAUCAAGAUGCAAACUUAAUAUCUUAAAACUUAAUAACAAAUCUGUACACAGAGACAGACACUUAAUAAUUAAAUUAUUAAACUAGCUAAAAUGAAAAUAAAUUAGAUAGAAUUCCUUAAUUGAAUAUCGAAGUACCAAAAUAAUAUUCAUUUUUUUAGAUGGUUAAAAAGUUAUUGACAUACGAUAAAAAAUAAACAUUAAAUGCUUUUUUGGGUAUGUUUUUUUCAAUUGGGAAUGGAAUCGCUUAUCCUUUUUGUGGUUGGGUAUUCGGGAAUAUAGCAAGCAUUUUAUUGAACCCCAACGUUGAUCAUUUUAGAGAAAAAGCUGAUCUUUAUAGUAUUUAUUUUGCUGUUAUAGGUUUAGUGGAUUUGGUUUCUUUGACUCUUUAAUAUUUCUUUUAAUCAAGAAUAUCUGAAACUUUAACUUUAACUCUAAGAUAAAAUCUUUUUAAAAAAUUCUUGACGAUGCCAAUUAGUUGGUUUGAUAAACCCUCUAAUAAUUCUGGAGCUUUAUCAUCUUCACUUCAAAUAGACUGCAAAUAAGUUAAUGUUUUAGUUGGCACCACAUUAACUUUUAAUAUUGCUAAUGUAAGUUCACUUAUAUGUGCAAUUUUGUUGGGGUUAUCUGCUGAUUGGAGAACUACUUUAGUAGGAUUAUUUUUGAUGCCCUUAAUAGUUUUGGCAAAUAUUCUCUUUGCUGUAAGAAUGAAUAUUUUUAGUUCUAAAAUGAAUCAAUCAUCUGAAGACACAGCAUAAUUAAUAAACGAGUCUUCAUGCCAUAUUAGAACUGUAGCAAGUUUAGGAAAUCCUCUAUGCUUCUGUGAAAAUUUUAAAGCUAUUUUGAGCAAAAAUAUAAGUGAUAUUAAUGAGUCUGCUUUUUAAGCAGGAAUGGCAAUUGGAUUUACCAAUCUUGCUCUUUUUGGUGUUUAUGGGAUCAUAUUUAUAUGUGGAGCUGCCUUUCAUAGGAGUUAUGAUGUAGAAAUCAGAGAUAUCCUAAUAUCAAUAUUGUGCUUAAUGUUUGCUGCCUUAGGUAUAGGAAAAAAUACUGAAUUUAUGGGAGAUGCAGGUGCAUCUUUGGUUUCUGCGAAUAAAAUAUUUUAGACCUUAGAUUUAUAGGAUGAAAUUUAGUAAAAUAAAGGCGUAUUCGAAACAGAUUUGAUCAAUGGAGAGUUAUCAUUUGAAAAUGUAUCAUUUAAGUAUCCAGAAAGAGAUGCUUAUGUUUUAAAAAAUGUCAGCUUUAAAAUACCAGCAAAGUCAAAAGUUGCAUUUGUAGGACCUUCAGGGUCAGGAAAAACUUCAAUAAUUUAACUAAUAUAACGUUUUUACUCAAAUUAUUAAGGAAAAAUUUUUUUAGAUGGAGUAGAUAUCAAAUAAUACCAUUUAAAAAAGUAUAGAUCUUACUUAGGUGUAGUUCAAUAAGAGCCUGUUCUUUUUAAUGGAACAAUCUAAUAGAAUAUGAUUUACAAUACUUAAAAUGUUAGUGAACAAGAUUUAAACAAUGCUUCUACAUUAUCUAAUACUUAAGAAUUUGUUAAAACUUUUGAAGAGGGUUUCCAAAAGUAAGUUGGUUAAAGAGGCAUCCAAAUUAGUGGUGGCUAAAAACAAAGAAUUGCAAUUGGAAGAGUUAUUCUUAAGUAACCUCAAAUAAUGCUACUUGAUGAAGCAACAAGUGCUCUAGAUUCGUAAAAUGAAAAUUAAGUCUAAAAUUCAUUAAAUAAAGUAAUGUAAAACAAAACCUCAAUAAGUGUGGCCCAUAGAAUAUCAACAAUAAAAAAUUCUGACAUUAUAUUUGUUCUAGAUAAUGGAUAAAUAGUAGAGCAGGGUGAUUACAAUUAACUAAUGAAACUUAAAAACCACUUUUUCAAGUUAUAAUAAAAUACAAAUAAUCAAGAUUAAUCUUGA
Tetrahymena thermophila SB210 is the source of this 3879-nucleotide messenger RNA. RefSeq names its product ABC transporter family protein. The transcript is spliced from 8 exons. The record is from RefSeq and is a predicted model, not a curated record. Gene Ontology annotation, cellular component: membrane. Gene Ontology annotation, biological process: transmembrane transport. Gene Ontology annotation, molecular function: ATP hydrolysis activity; ABC-type transporter activity; ATP binding. NCBI's taxonomy places the organism in Eukaryota, Ciliophora, Oligohymenophorea, Hymenostomatida, Tetrahymenidae.